This is a messenger RNA of Hippocampus comes (tiger tail seahorse), 3182 nucleotides long. RefSeq names its product dpy-19 like 4. Gene Ontology annotation, molecular function: mannosyltransferase activity. Bases 309 to 2561 code for a protein of 750 amino acids. The record is from RefSeq and is a predicted model, not a curated record. The transcript is spliced from 19 exons. Lineage: Eukaryota; Metazoa; Chordata; Actinopteri; Syngnathiformes; Syngnathidae. Gene Ontology annotation, cellular component: nuclear inner membrane.
CGCACAAUUGUUGACACUUCCACAACUUCCGGGUUGUUGCCCGCUGCCAGUUACAUUAUUUCUUGUUUAGAAUCGUCGCGUUACUUCUAUUAUGAGGCAUUAACAUUAACAAACAGAAAUAUGGUGGAUUAAGAAUGAACAUAUUUUUGAGAGAGCGGCACGUUUCUCUGUCGUUCUGGGUUGACCGGUGUUACCUAAACCACCUGCUAAAGGUAGAACUAGUUGGUAACUAGUUAGCAUGUUGCCUUUGCAGAACGCCAGAUGAUAAUAUUAUAGGUAAUUUUAAAAUAGAUAUAUUUGUCCUCGCCAUGACCGGGUUGCGAUGUCGGACGUCGGAUACUUUCGAGGUGGCCAAAGAAGAGGAGGAAGAACCCCGAAGGGCCGUAGAGGAUGAAGAGGCUGAAGAGAACCAACCGAAAGUAGGCGAGCAGGAGGAACUCUGUGAGCAGAAAGUGGAGGAUUCAAACAAACAAGAGUCGACGGACAGAGCACCCAAACGUCCUUCUGCGUUGAAUGCUGUUCAGCGUGUGCUCAGGGUCUUGUUUGGAUGCUUGGCGGCAGUGGCGUGCGGCACGCUGUACGCUGCCUACCUCUCGGCAUUUCACGAGAGGAAGUUCUGGUUCUCCAUGAGGCAGGAAGUGGAGCGGGAACUCACCUUCCAAGGUGGCAGCGCCAUCUACUACUACUACUACAAACACAUGGUGGCGGCGACGUCUUUCAAUAGAGCAUUCUACGAGCUGACGAAGGACGACAGGACCCUGGCGGGACAAACCAUCAACGCCGUGGAGCGUCUGUCUCUGUAUCCUGAAGUCGUCACCAGCUACAUUUACAGAGUCUCGGGCAGUCAGCAGGAUAUGGUGGAACCCGUCUACUUUUACGUGGGCACGGUGUUGGCGCUUCAGGCGGUGUACGCUACGGCGCUGUUCGCCUGCAGCUGGCUGAUGAGUGGCACCUGGGUGGCCGGCAUGCUGACGGUGGCCUGGUACGUCAUCAGCAGACCUGACGCCACCAAAGUGGAGCAGGCGCUUCCUCUGCGAGAGAAUUGGGCUUUGCCGUACUAUGCCUGUCAGGUGGCGGCUCUCACCGGAUUCCUGUCGAAUAACGUUGGCUUGGCUGGUGAGCUAUUAUGCUAUCUCACCUUGAGCGCCACCACGUUCACCUUCCUGCUUGUGUGGGAGCACAGCCACUAUGUGCUCUUCGUCCAAGCCUUGUGCCUUUUCCUUAUGGACUCCUUGGACCUGGUGCCGCCUCGAAAGCUCUCUGACAUCCACAAGUUGUACGUCAGCUCCUUGCUACUGGCCUCCUUCUUCCAUUUUCACAACACGGCACCCCUGGUCUCACCGCUGCUCAGCCUCCUGAUCGGCUCCGGGCUGGCGAGCAGGGGUUUCCAGAUGAAGAAGGGCCCCCUGGUGGCCAGAGUCAUGAAACUUUGCUUUCAUUUCCACCUGGUCUUCUCCACGAGCAUCACCGUCAACUAUUUAAUCAAGAAAGUCGUGCCUGUAAGUAAAGGUGAAUUCAUACUGAAGUUCUUGGAGAUGAAGUUUGGGCUCAAUACGACAAACGAUUUUGUGAGCAACUUGCUGGUGUGCCAAGAGAGUCUUCAGUCUCCCGGUCAGGAUUUGUACCUUCGCCUCACUCAGUCGUCCAUCCUGCCUUUCUACCUGCUCGUGCUCGCCGUUUGCGUGGUGUCCGCGCUGCAGGCCGUUUACACCAGACUCAGUGGUCAACCGACGCAGAAUAAUGAGCGGCGGCCGCAGGACGGAUACGUGGGGGAGCGUCCCGAGGUCGUCUACCACGUCUUUCACACGCUGAUUUUCGGUAGCCUGACGCUGCUCUUCGACGGGAUGAAAUACUUCUGGACGCCGUACGUGUGCGCGUUUGCGGCGUUUGGCGUGUGCUCACCGGAUCUCUGGAUGACCGUCUUUAGGUGGCUAAGGGUCAAGUCUGUCCACCCUGUUGUACUGUCGUUAAUCCUGAGCAUCGCCGUUCCGACGAUCAUCGGCUUCAGCUUGUGGCGUGAGUACGGCCACCGCAUCCUGACUGACCUGUCCGAGCUUGGGGAGUUUUACGACCCAGACACAGCCAAAUUGAUCGGCUGGAUCCGGACUCACCUUCCAGCAGCGACUGUGUUUGCGGGCAGCCCUCAGCUCCUGGGAGCCAUCAAGUGUGGCUCCGACGCCGCCGUCACCAGUUUGCCGCUGCACUCGGAUCUAGACAUGCUGAGGUGGAGUGAAGACACCUACCAGGUAUACUCUAUGCGCUCCGCCGAAGAGGUCUACAAGAUCCUGACCUCCCGCAAGGCAAACUAUGUGAUCGUGGAGGAGUCUCUGUGCAACAAUUUCAACCUGGACCAGGGCUGCCGCAUCAAGGACCUGCUGGACGUCGCCAACGGACAUGUAAUUCAGGACAAUGGCAAGAUGUACGCCUUCUCCAGACACCGCCGUUUCUGCCACGAAAUCAAAACCAACCUCUCGCCAUACACCAACUACUUCACCCGCGUCUUCUGGAACCGCUCCUACCACGUCUACAGAAUCAACACGGUCAUUUCGUUCCAGUAUUAACGGGAAACGGCAGGACUUGAGGUUUUUUUUUUUGUUCUAGUUUGCACUUUGUCCUCACUGGUAAGACAAUUCGUGCACUAAUAGAAUGACAGUCUUACUCGUAAUGUUCAAGUGGAUUUCCAAAGAAGCGGAUCUUUGUGUACUGAAAUAUGCCAUAAUGCUGUUUGUCCUAAAAAUGUACUCUCUUUGACUGACCACACACACACACACACACACAAACACACACCAGUCGGAGUGAGAACAUUGUUGUACUGUAAUUUAUAAAAAUGUGCAUUUACUGUUACUGUCUGCUGAAACUCAUUGGAGUUCCUGGGAUGCCAAUAUUGUCUCAGGCCAUACAGUAAUCGUGUUCACGCAACGUGAAUAUGAUGAUUUUUGCUGCAUCUUUUGGUAAAGAAACAACUCUUUGUUGCAUUAGUAGUGCCUCAAUAAAGUGAAUCUGUGUGUUUUGGGGGGGGGGUGUUUUUUUUUUGUUUUUUGUUUUUCCUCAUGCAUCUCUCGUUUCUCGUACCUUGUUGGGAAAAGCUUUUGUUCAACCAUUUUUUUGUAUCUGCUUUUUGUCCUUUCCACGUCUUCAAGCUUUUGUCCAAAUAAAAUUACUUUUUUUUGUUUGAGCUAGUG